AUGUCACGAGAUUACGACAGUAGGAGACGCGGCAACACCAGUGGAUCCAGUAAACUACGAAUGGACGCGAGUAUGUCUGGGUCACGACAACACAUAGAACCAUCUUCAAGCAAACGUAAGGAACUGGACAACGUUAUGCGGAAAGCCCGUGAAUCGCAGUCGACGAGCUAUUGGAACAAAAAAUUACUCGAAGUGGAAGAACGUGAUCCGAAUCGUUGGCGCCACAGCGGUUACAAAGAAUUAUACGUUGGUGGUAGCGCACCGAGUGGCGAGACCAGCAGCAGUCGUAACCACCCUCGAAGUCCUAGGAGUCCUCGACCAAGAAGCCCACACAGUCCUCGAGGUGGAGGUGGAGGAGGAGGAGGAGGAGGAGGUGGAGCACGUAGUCCAAGAUCACCGCGAGAACGGACUCACAACAGCAAGCAACGCCCGGCGCGUAGUCCGAGCACCGGUAGCACCUGCUCAGAUCGCUCGUGUUCGGUCUGUUCACCGAGGGAACGUCGUCGCGUUGUGCCGCAGUCACGAUCACGAUCGAGGUCGAUAACGCCGGUACGACAGCGAGCACACCCGAAGGAAAUUCCCGCGUCGAGUUCGCGGGCCGCUGUCCCGUCACGUGCCACAAGACCGGCGACAAGGCCGCCGCCUCCGAUGCCGCGACCGCGUACUCCACCGCCUGAACCCCAGCCGCCUUCUUCCAGACACCACAAAGAGUACAAGGCCCUCAAGGAGAAGGAAGCCAAGGAAGCCAGGGCACGCCGCAAAGAGAAACAUCACAAUAGUAGGGUGCCUGAAGAUCCACGGGUACCUGAUCCUAUUCCUUUGAUGCGGAGACCUGUUAAAGUUGAGAAAACACAUUCAACACAUCCAGUGUCUUCAGUUCUUGUCCAUCCACCGCCAGCAGAAUCUUCUGGUAGUGAAGAUAGUGAUAGUUCAUCAAAUGCCUCACAGACUGGUCCUCCACGAAUGACUUUGUCAGAACGAUUUGGUAAAAUGGCACAAUGGAGCGUAGACAGAAGAGAAAUGGAGAAUAUGCGUAUCACUAAAGACGGUGAAAACUCAAUGAAAGUCGUCAUAGAAGGUGAAGAAAGAAUUGCCAGAUUAGGAUAUGAUUCACCACCACCUGGACAUUACCCAGAAACUUUACUCGCACAAGGUCCCCGUGGACUAGACUGUUGGGACGACGUUCGCGUUCGAUAUGACUACUACAAAGCUCGAGGAUACUUGAGAGACCUGACUCUCGAUGACUACGUUAAGUGGGAAGAAUGGUGGUACAAGUAUCAAGAAUGGUUGGAGGCUGAGCGUUUCUAUGAGCAAUGGGCUACAAGCGGCGGACGUAACAAUGACGGUCCUGGCCGUGCUGGAGGUCAUCGUCACGGCAAUCGAGGCGGUCUACGUAGUCACCUAGGUCGCGGAGCCCCUGGUGGACCCUCAGAUGGCCUAGGAAUCCCGAUCUCAGAACGUAUUGGCACUUCUGAACGCGGCGGUAUAAUUAUUGGCGGAAUGAGGCUGCAGAAACGUCGUGGAAGACGUUUGAAUGUCGUCCAUUAA
This is a messenger RNA of Cotesia congregata, 1548 nucleotides long. The record is from the annotation of a GenBank genome assembly. NCBI's taxonomy places the organism in Eukaryota, Metazoa, Arthropoda, Insecta, Hymenoptera, Braconidae.